Messenger RNA from Vicia villosa (hairy vetch), 3038 nucleotides. RefSeq names its product G-type lectin S-receptor-like serine/threonine-protein kinase At4g27290. Gene Ontology annotation, molecular function: ATP binding; protein serine/threonine kinase activity. The coding region runs from base 471 to 2909 and encodes 812 amino acids. NCBI's taxonomy places the organism in Eukaryota, Viridiplantae, Streptophyta, Magnoliopsida, Fabales, Fabaceae. Gene Ontology annotation, biological process: recognition of pollen; protein phosphorylation. The record is from RefSeq and is a predicted model, not a curated record. The transcript has 8 exons.
UCUAAGUGGUGGUCAUUUUAGUAGUAAGUACUGGUCAAAUUUGCUGCAAGUAGGAAAGCUCUAAUGAAGGUAGCCCGAAUUUGCCACAAGCAAGUGGGCUAGGGUCAAACCGAAAUUAAAGUGGAAUUUACAAGAGAUAAAAUUAAAGGGAUAUUACAAAGCAGUAAAUUGGGAAAACUCACACAAACAGUGGAGAGGUGCUAAUGCUAAUUGUCAAUUUACCUCCUAAAAUUUUCAACAUUCAUACUUUUUUUUCCUCUCUCUCCCUUUUCUUUCCACCGUUCAUCUUUUGGUCAACAUAGCAAGCUUUAAGCUGAGUAGACUAUAUUAUACACCACUGACUUGUUGGUUUUGUUUAGAAUUUGCAUCAAUUUCUACGCACAAGGGAAGACUUGGCCGACUAUGCCGUGUCAAUUGAAUUCGGUAUUUGAUAAAAUGAAAAAUGAUCAGGACAAACCCUCACAAACACAAUGGAGAACAUCCAUAAGGUGUUAUUGGUAAUGCUAAUCUUCUUUUGCUCCACCAUACCCGCUUUCUCUAAUCAGAACACUCUCGCUCCAAAUCAGUUUAUCCGACAUCAUGAAACACUUGUUUCUGCAGCUGGAACCUUUGAAGCAGGAUUUUUCAAUUUUGGAGAUCCACAACGCCAAUACUUUGGUAUAUGGUACAAGAGCAUAUCACCUAGGACUAUUGUGUGGGUUGCCAAUAGAGAGACCCCUGUACAAAACUCAACAGGAUUGCUGAAACUCAAUGAUCAGGGAAAUCUUGUUAUUCUUGAUGACUCGAAAGGCGUUGUUUGGUCCUCCAAUUCAUCAAGAAUUGUAGUGAAACCAGCUGCAGUGCAGUUUUUGGAUUCAGGAAACCUUGUUGUGAAAGAUGCAAACAGCACUGUGAACUUUUUUUGGGAAAGUUUUGAUUAUCCCGGUAACACUUUCCUUGCUGGAAUGAAGCUGAAAAGUAAUUUAGAAACUGGUCCAUAUAAAUAUCUCACAUCUUGGAGAAGCUCUGAAGAUCCUGCUGAAGGUGAAUGCUCACAUAGGAUAGAUACGCAUGGUUUUCCUCAACUGGUUACUGCAAAGGGAGCAACAUUUCUAUAUAGAGCAGGGUCAUGGAAUGGAUUUCUUUUCACUGGUAUUUCUUGGCAAAGAUUGUCUAGAAUCUUGAAUUACUCGGUAGUGUUCACCGACAAAGAAUUCUCUUAUCAGUAUGAAACUAUGAACAGUUCAAUUAUUACUAUAAUGGUGUUAGAUCCUUCCGGAAAUUCACAGCGUCUUCUUUGGUCCAAUAAGUCACAAGUUUGGGAGGAUAUAGCUAAUCGUCCUGCAGACCUGUGUGAUAAUUAUGCCUUGUGUGGUAUCAACUCUAACUGCAAUAUUAAUGACUUUCCAAUAUGUGAAUGCCUGGAAGGUUUCAUGCCAAAAUUUCAAACGAAGUGGGACUCAUCAAACUGGUCUGACGGGUGUGUAAGGAAAACACAUUUAAACUGUCUCCGCGGAGAUGGAUUUUUGAAGUACACAAGCAUGAAGUUGCCAGAUACGUCAUCGUCGUGGUUUGACAAGAGCACGAGCCUUGAGAAAUGCAAGACUGUGUGUUUGAAAAAUUGUUCUUGCACUGCAUAUGCAAAUUUGGAUAUCAGAUAUGGUGGUAGUGGCUGCUUACUUUGGUUUGACAACAUUGUCGACAUGAGAGUUCAUCCAGACCAAGGGCAAGACAUUUACAUAAGACUCGCAUCUUCAGAAUUUGAUCAUAAAAAGAAUACGAGGAACUUGAAGCGUGCUGGGUGGACUCUUGCAGGAGUUAUUGCAUUCAUUAUAGGACUAACCAUUAUUGUAUUGGUCACAUCAGCAUAUAAAAAGAAGCUUGGAUGCAUAAAAGUGUUAUUUCACAAGAAGGAAAAGGAAGAUGUUGACUCGGCAACAAUAUUUGACUUUUCGACCAUCACUGAUGCAACGAAUCACUUCUCUAACAGAAUCAAGUUAGGAGAAGGUGGUUUUGGACCAGUGUACAAGGGCAUAAUGGUAGAUGGCCAAGAGAUUGCUGUUAAGAGGCUUUCUAAAACAUCAGGACAAGGAACUGAGGAGUUCAAAAAUGAAGUAUUGUUGAUGGCAACACUUCAACACCGUAAUCUUGUAAAACUUCUUGGUUGUUCUAUACAACAAGAUGAAAAGUUAUUGAUCUACGAAUUCAUGCCCAACAGAAGCCUGGAUUGCUUUAUUUUUGAUGCUACACGAAGUAAAUUACUAGAUUGGAGAAAGUGCUUGGAAAUUAUUGAUGGGAUUGCUCGGGGGCUGCUGUAUCUCCAUCAGGAUUCUACGCUAAGAAUCAUACAUAGAGAUCUCAAAACCAGCAAUAUUCUUCUUGAUAUUGAUAUGAUCCCAAAGAUUUCAGAUUUCGGUUUAGCGAGAUCAUUUAUGGGAGACCAAGCUGAGGCUAAUACAAAUAGAGUGAUGGGAACAUAUGGAUAUAUGCCUCCCGAAUAUGCAGUGCGUGGAUCCUUCUCAAUAAAAUCUGAUGUUUUUAGCUUUGGAGUCGUCGUACUUGAGAUAAUUAGCGGUAAGAAGAAUAGCGGAUUUGAUGACCCUCGACAUCAUCUAAACCUUCUUGGGCAUGCAUGGAGACUAUGGAUUGAAGAAAGGCCACAUGAGUUCGUAGCUGAUAUAUUAUAUGAUGCGGAUAUAUGUUCAGAAAUAAUAAGAUUUAUUCAUGUCGGUCUAUUGUGUGUACAACAGCUACCCGAAAAUAGGCCUAACAUGUCAUCGGUAGUUUUUAUGUUAAAGGGUGAAAAGCUACUCCCCAAACCAAGUGAACCCGGAUUCUAUGCAGGAAAAGAUAAUACAAAUAACACAGGAUCUUCUUCAAAGGGUUGUUCAAUAAACGAAGCUUCGAUGUCAUUGUUAGAGGGCCGAUAGAAUGCCACUGUGUUACUGGCUUACUCAAAUUUGAAUAUGUGCUUAGAUUAUUAUUUCUAUUUAAAAAUGUCUUUUUCCAGCUUAUGGAAUGUGAUUAUAUGGAACCAUGACAGUUGCAGCAACAUGACU